AUGGCCGUUAGUGACAAGAAGUUCAAUGAAAUGAUGACCCACAACAAAAUGCUCGAAAACCAAAUUUCUCAACUUGCUAGUGCUUUGAAAGACCAAGCAAGCCCUUCUUCUUUACCUUCCCAAGGCCUAGAUCCUAAGAAACCCGUGAAUGCUAUUGUUACAAGGAGUGGUAAGGUUCUUGAGGAGAGAUUGCAUAGGAGGAGUGAUAACAAGGAGGUCUCCAAGGAAGUUUUGAUUGAGAAUGAGGGAAGUAGAGCAUCUUUAGAUGAGGUUGUGGUUGAGACACCAAGAGAGGUGAGAGUAGAGAAAGAGAUUUUGAAACCCAAGCUCCCUUAUCCCCAAAAAUUCAUGAGACACAAAUUAGAUGAGCAAUUUGGGAGAUUUAUUGAUAUGCUCAAACAACUUCACCUUUCUCUACCUUUCACCGAUGUGAUCAACCAAAUGCCUAAUUAUGCCAAAUUCCUCAAAUACAUUUUGAGCGGAAAGAGGACUUGUGAUGUUGUGGAGACAAUCAAUUUGACUGAAAAUUGUAGUGCGAUCAUCAUGAACAAAAUACCACCUAAGUAG
Molecule: messenger RNA, 567 nt
Organism: Chenopodium quinoa (quinoa)
Lineage: Eukaryota; Viridiplantae; Streptophyta; Magnoliopsida; Caryophyllales; Amaranthaceae
Exons: 1
Coding region: 1-567 (188 amino acids)
Source: RefSeq, a predicted model, not a curated record